CUAUUGGCCAGCAGGAUGAUACGUAAUAUUUUCAACGAGCCGCCAUGUUAGAAAGCCAACCCCUUUCUUUCAUUCGGUGAGGAGGAGAUUGCAUAUACUUUAAAGAAAGAAGUGGCAGUUUAGAGGUUGAAUCUGACCAAACGCACAUUUAUAGAAGACAUAUUUGUUUUGCCAGGGUUCUUGAACGCUAACAGUGACUUAGCCGCUCUCCACAAUGGCGACUGCAACUCCCACCGCCCACAGAGGCACAUGCGGCGGCAGCGCCACACCGCUAAGUCCGACCAGAAUAACCAGGCUGCAGGAAAAACAACAGCUCAGAGACCUCAAUGACCGUCUUGCUGUUUACAUCGAUAAAGUUCGUAGUUUAGAGUCUGAGAAUGACGUACUUCACCUCCAGAUUAGCGAAAAAGAGGAAACUAGGAGUCGGGAACUCGGUGGACUGAAAGCACUGUAUGAGACGGAGCUAGCCGACGUCAGGAGGAGUUUGGAUGACUCCUCCAAGGAGCGGGCCUGGCUGCAGAUUGAGUUGGGAAAGGUCAAAUCCGAUCAUGAACAUCUUCAACAAAACUACACUAAAAAGGACACAGAUGCUGCAGCAGCCGUGGCCAGAUUGAAGGAAUUGGAGGCUCAGCUCAAUGGCAAAGAUGCAAUGCUGGCUACUAUACUAUCUGAGAAAAGGGGGCUAGAAAAUACUCUAUCUGAGCUGCAGGAACAACUUCAGGAGAUGGAAACGGGUCUUUCUCAGGUCAAGAAGGAGCUUUCUGAUGAGAUGCUUAUGCGUAUUGACUUGGAAAACCGUUGCCAGAGUCUGGCAGAAGAGAUGGACUUCCGAAAGAGUAUGCAUGAAGAGGUGAGGAUGCCACUUGUCAUGUUUGUAUAGCUUUGUAGUGCACAU
This is a messenger RNA of Poecilia latipinna (sailfin molly), 895 nucleotides long. Its product is annotated as lamin-B1-like. Gene Ontology annotation, molecular function: structural constituent of cytoskeleton. Bases 215 to 880 code for a protein of 221 amino acids. The transcript is spliced from 3 exons. The record is from RefSeq and is a predicted model, not a curated record. Gene Ontology annotation, biological process: protein localization to nuclear envelope; nuclear migration; nuclear pore localization. Lineage: Eukaryota; Metazoa; Chordata; Actinopteri; Cyprinodontiformes; Poeciliidae. Gene Ontology annotation, cellular component: nuclear envelope; nuclear lamina.